AGGUUUUUUUUUACUACUCAAUACAGAAUGAAGGACACAGAAUGCACUGCACCAAGAUCAUUUUUCACUGAGAUUGUGGCAGCCAUAUCUGAUGUUAAAUUCUCAAGUGAUGGACAGCACAUCUUAAGUCGUGAUUACAUGAACCUAAAGCUGUGGGAUAUACGGAAAGGUUCUUCACCAAUUGCAAUAUUUAACAUCCAUGAGCAUCUGCGCCCUAAGUUAUGUGAUUUGUAUGAUAAGGACUCUAUAUUUGACAAAUUUGAAUGCUGCUUCAGUGGAGAUGGAAUUCAUUUUGCAACUGGAUCUUAUAGCAAUCUUCUUCAUGUCUUUUCCCAUGGUAAUGGAAGUGAAAAAGGGAUUACAAUAGAAGCCAGCAAAAUUCCAGACAGCUUUUACGAACUUUCUUCCUAUGGGGACAGCAAAGGAAUAAUGGUCUGGAGUAAAUUCAUGAUUUUGAUAAAUAAAUGAAUUAAAUUAGAGGAACUGAAACUAUUAUGUGAAGGCAGUCACGCAAUUUUUUUUUUGCAAAGAUGACUUUCGUGACCUGGUCAUUCCAUGAUGCUGAAUCUCCUUGUUCUAGAUUGCAUGUUUGUUGCUACAAUUGUUCAGAAUGUAUCGCAGGAAACUCCAGUCCAUCUUUUUUCUUUUCUGACCUGAAUUGCAGCUCUUUGAAAAUUGAAAACAGGAAGCUGCCUCUCCAAACUACCCUUAAGUCAAGAAGAUCAUCCUUAAGUAACCUAACACGCAGGUUUCACAGACAAGGUACAAGUUCCUUCUAUUCCCCUUUCCCCCCUCUUGUUUUGUCUUUGUCUAAUGCAUUGUGCAUUGUGAGGCCGUUGAGUUUAACAAUUUUUUCAGUAAAGCAGAUGAAUGUGAAAUCAGAUUCCCAAGCAGCUUCCCCAAUGUUGUUUCUUCUAAUUAUUGCAGGGCAUGAAAACACCAGCCUUAGCAGCAAUGACUUUUUGGGUAACUUGAGCUGUAAGCUACAACAUCUAGCAUGGCAUCCAACCACAAACUUGAUUGCUUUUGCUUCUCGGAAUAGCUUGUUUUUGUAUCAUGCAUAGUUCCUUUGUACAAAAAUAACAAUUGUAAUAUUAAAAGGGGAAGGAGAAAUCAGUCCAUGUUGAAAUCAAUCGAGACAAAAUUUAAGUAUUAGAAAGGAUAUUAAAGUAAUUGUAUAAUUACAGAGGAGGUGAUAUGACUCUAGAAUAAAGUAGAAAAUUUGUUUGGACUGAUUCAAUUUGGACUGAUUUUUCCUUUUCCCAGAUUAAUUUGUAAUUUAUGUCUUAUUUUCCACACAUUAACCCCAAAUAAGAAAAAUGAGAAUUUCAC
This is a messenger RNA of Rubroshorea leprosula, 1332 nucleotides long. The record is from the annotation of a GenBank genome assembly. NCBI's taxonomy places the organism in Eukaryota, Viridiplantae, Streptophyta, Magnoliopsida, Malvales, Dipterocarpaceae.